Cuscuta campestris is the source of this 942-nucleotide messenger RNA. Lineage: Eukaryota; Viridiplantae; Streptophyta; Magnoliopsida; Solanales; Convolvulaceae. The record is from the annotation of a GenBank genome assembly.
AUCACCACCACAAAUCUUUCCAGACCGUUCAACCUCUUGCAGUUCAGGGUGCUGUAAAGGUAAUUCUAGCCUUGGUUUAUCUACGUUUAAGGUUGGCUUUCUCCAGUUAAUACGGAAUUUAGCUAAAGUUUGGUACUGGGCAGCUUUAGAUGAUUUCUCUUCUUACUAUAUAUUCGAAACUGUGGCUGGAAAUCCUGGAAUGCUACAUUGAUGUCCUUUUUGUUUCAAGUCCUGGGUCUUGGUAACUCUCUAUUGGUCAAGACAUUUCAUGGGAUAACUCCUAAGAUGGAGCUCUUGCUGUGUUUGGUACAAUGGAUCUCAACAUAUACUGCUUUAAGAGGAGGUAAUAAUGUGGCUGGGUGGGGCAGAAGUUUGCAGAAGAAAGCAUCCCACUCCAUGUGUAUUUUGUUUGGUUUUUGGUGGCUGGUCGGAGGUUCUCUGUUUGGUUGUUUAUUGUGGAAUCUCUCAUGCAUUGUUGUUUUGUAAUUUGGUACCUUUUUAUUUUUCUCUUGGCCUGUCUUGUUGGGACUCUUGGCCACCCAUCAUGUACCCUUUCAUCUUUUCUUUUUAAUAUAAUAAAUUUCUCAAUAAAAUAUAUAUAUAUAUAUAUAUAUAUAUAUAUAUAUAUAUAUAUAUAUAUUUUGGUUCUGGUGAGAAUGAGAUCUUAGGAAAGAAAUGAGAAUGAAUAUCCACCCUUAGAUCUGAUAUCACGUUUGCGCUGAAUCUUGGGUAUUUUGGUAUUUCAAGACCUCACCUAUCUCAUUAUAUUCUCUCUCCCAUCUAUUUCCUAAAUCUACUCCUAAUUUUACGGAUCUACUCCAUUCUCAACUCUUUAGAAAAUCUGCGAUCUAUCUUCCUUCUCACAAUUGAUCCAGGUAGGUGAAUUACUAAAGUUUCAAAAAAGAAUACAACAAUCAGGGAGAAUGAAGCAAAUACCAACCC